AAUGACUGAAAAAGCGGAGUUUAAAGUGCCCAAAGGGGAUCCGAAGUUAUUGGCUAAAAGUAGAAAGCCAGAGCCUGUUCCCAGCGCGUCGAAGACCGACGACGGUACGUUCGAAGAAAAUGCUGCAGAGAUUCCUCCCAUACCGUAUAAGGAACCGAAGUGGUCUGGAAAAUGCGACUUGGAUCGGGAUUACAGCUUCGAGGUGGAGAAAAAUGGGGUUAUUAUUGAGAGGGUGCGGCAACUGCAGAACAAAACGUUCUGGCUGUUUGGCCGGUUACCGAACUGUGAUCUGAACAUGGCGCACCCAACGAUCUCGCGGUAUCAUGCGGUUCUGCAGUACCGGCCUCCACCAUCGGAAGACGCCGACUCGGGGGGGAACGACGAGCAGGGGAGCACACGACCUGUUCACACUACGGUCGAGCCCGGGUGGUAUCUGUACGACCUGAACAGCACGCACGGAACGUUCCUUAAUAAGCAGCAGAUAAAGCCGCGAACAUAUGUGCGAGUGCGCCCUGGUUACAUGAUCAGGCUGGGAUCGAGCUCACGAACAUUCAUCCUGGACGGUCCGACGGAUGAGGAGGAUGAACCGUCCGCCUUGACGAUCACGGAACUGAAGGAGCAUACCGCAAAGGUACGAGCAUUGCAAGCCGAGAUGGCCGAAAUUGAGCGCAAGGAGAAGGAUCGUUUGGAACGGUUGAAGGAAGAGGAAGGUAUUAGCUGGGGAAUGGCGGAAGACGCGGACGAGGAAACGGAUCUACAUGAAAAUCCUUAUGCCGCGUCGAACAAUGAGGAGCUGUUCUUGGACGAUCCGAAGAAAACGCUGCGCGGAUAUUUCGAACGCGAAGGGUACGAGCUGGAGUACAAGUUAAACGAGGUUUCUUCCGGAACAUAUAGCUGCAGAGUGGAGCUACCGGUCGACGAUGCUGGUGGUCUACCGAUUGUUGCCACGGUAACACACAAAGGCAAGAAGAAGGAGGCUGUUGUGCAGUGCGCCCUUGAGGCGUGUCGCAUACUCGACCGUCAUGGCUUGCUGCGUCAGGCGAAUCAUGAACCGCGGCGCAGAUUUCAAAAGCAGUCGGAUUCGGACGAUGAUGAUGACUUCCUCGAUCGGACGGGAGCCGUUGAGAAGCGACGCUCACGAAAACAAGCCAAGGAUACCCAAAUCCGAACGUAUGAAGAUCUGAUUCACGAAGAGGCGCAAAUUCUGGAGCGGCUGGAGAAAAUCGAACUACAGAUAAACAAGGCACAGCUAAUAACGAAGAAAACGCGGUUGCCCAAAAACGACGACGAUGUGGACGAUUUUCUGAACAAUCUCGUUCAACCGAGCGAUAAAUUCGAAAUUCGUCGGCUACGCGUCGAGCAGAAGCAUUUGCACGAGAGCCACGAAAGGGUGAAGAAACUGAUCGCCAUGGUGAAGCCGAUCGAUUUGGCCAGUAUUGUGAAUUCGAAGCAGCCGAGUAGCACUGAGCAGACAAAGCACAGUGUGUUGCCACUUUUCGGCAAGCGCCACAAGUUGAGCAACACAUUCGGCAUUCGCGAAUCAAGCAUAAAGGCCCAAAAAGAUAGCGAUGUGGAUGGUGGCGAAAGUUCGCGACGGGAAGCUCCUCGGGUUCCCCCUGGCGAAAGCGCAUACUGCAGCAGAAAGUCGACAAAAUGCACUUCCUCAGCUUCGGCGCUCGACGAUGCGAAGCAGCCGAAACACUUUGCCAAGAAGCGGUCUUUAAGUGGCGCCAGCUCCGAAGGCGACUCGGAUCGUGUACGACAAACGUUUCCAGAUGAGAUCGAUCCCGAAAAAGGUGGCGGCGGUAACAGUAAAAAGAGGCGUCCACGAAAUCGGAUGCGGGAGAGGGUCAGGGAAAACGUUGACUUUGACGAUAUGGCAGAGAUGGAGAGUGAAGACAAAAACGUCGAAUGGGUACCACCAUCGGGUCAAACGGGCGAUGGCCGAACGUCGUUGAAUGAAAAAUUCGGAUACUAGUUGUCUGGAACAUGGUGUAAAAGUAAAAUAA
Messenger RNA from Anopheles bellator, 2009 nucleotides. RefSeq names its product kanadaptin. NCBI's taxonomy places the organism in Eukaryota, Metazoa, Arthropoda, Insecta, Diptera, Culicidae. The record is from RefSeq and is a predicted model, not a curated record. Gene Ontology annotation, molecular function: mRNA binding; protein binding.